Messenger RNA from Sorghum bicolor (sorghum), 1279 nucleotides. RefSeq names its product protein YIPF6 homolog. The coding region runs from base 169 to 993 and encodes 274 amino acids. Gene Ontology annotation, biological process: endoplasmic reticulum to Golgi vesicle-mediated transport. The transcript is spliced from 3 exons. Gene Ontology annotation, cellular component: membrane; trans-Golgi network. Lineage: Eukaryota; Viridiplantae; Streptophyta; Magnoliopsida; Poales; Poaceae. The record is from RefSeq and is a predicted model, not a curated record.
CGCUAGUCUAGUCGCUAGCGCAACUCCCACGCCGCAGGCAGGUCGGCACGCACCCGCAAUUCGCAAACCCGCACCACCUCCCUAACCCUCCCGCGAGAUCUCUCACCUUCCCCUCAGAUCCGCCUCACCUCGCCGGCGCGCUCGCGCGCUUUCCGCACGCCCGCCGCCAUGUCGCACAACCACAGCGACACGAUCCCGCUCCACCCCUCGUCGGCGCAGUCCGACAUGGAUGAGAUCGAGAGCCUCAUCCACGCCGCGCCAUCCCCGGCCACCGUGCUCCCCGCGCGGCCGCCGUCUCCGACGCGGGCCUCCAUCCCCGUAUCCUCCUCGCCGGCGCCGGCCCCCGUCCCCACGAAGCCGCCUCUCCCCGCCGCCUCCAUCCCGAUCUCCGUCUCCGUUUCCCCCGUUCCCGCCUCCGUCUCCGUCCCCAUCGGCGCUGACGGGUUUGGGCCUCCGCCCAACACGCUCACAGAGCCGGUAUGGGAUACCGUCAAGCGAGACUUAGCACGCAUCGUCAGCAAUCUCAAGCUCGUCGUCUUCCCCAAUCCCUACCGCGAGGACCCCGGCAAGGCGCUCAGGGACUGGGACCUUUGGGGUCCCUUCUUCUUCAUCGUCUUCCUUGGCCUCACGCUCUCCUGGUCGGCUUCCGUUAAGAAGUCUGAAGUAUUCGCUGUUGCAUUCGCUGUCCUGGCAGCUGGGGCUAUAAUUCUGACCUUGAAUGUUCUGCUUCUGGGUGGACACAUCAUCUUCUUCCAAAGCCUGAGUCUUCUUGGCUAUUGCCUGUUUCCACUGGAUGUUGGUGCUCUAGUUUGCAUGCUGAAGGACAAUGUCAUACUUAAGAUUGUCGUGGUGACAAUCACAUUGGCAUGGAGCUCCUGGGCUGCAUAUCCAUUCAUGAGUGCUGCUGUUAACCCAAGGAGAAAAGCUCUGGCCCUAUAUCCUGUCUUCCUCAUGUAUAUCUCAGUUGGUUUCCUCAUAAUUGCCAUUGAUUAAUGAAGGUGGCCAAGCUUUGUAGUAACAUCUGAAGAGUUGAGUGGAUGAUUGAACCACCAGAAUACAUACAAGUUUGAGUAGACAAUGCUUCUACCCUCAUGGAGUCUUUGUGAAUUGCCUCGUGGGGAUUUUGGUCUUUACAUGGGCAGGAGGCUUAAGGUUGUAAAAUUAGUCGAAAAUUUAUAUCUGUUGUAAAGGGCAUGAACAUUGGACCACUGAAUUGGCUGUCAAGCUUUCUUAUACUACCAUAUGCUGUUCAAAAUUCAACUACUCAAGUAUUCGAUUA